CUACAUAUGCGUAACUGUCAAUCUUUUUCGUCAUGACAAGUGAAGUGAAAGUCAUAGGAGUGUCAUACUUUAUUCAUUACAUUUAUUUAUUCGAUUGCUAGGUGAGUAUUUGCUUAAAAUUACAAGCCCUUUUCAAGUCAGUUUGCUAUUGUUUAAAAGUAUACAUUCUACUAAGUAUGGCAGAAAAAGGGGGCAUGUCAGCACCACCUCAAGUACCACCUCCUUACAUGCCUAAUGAUCCACCCCCUGCCUACACGCAAGCCCCUUAUCCGGGCGGCGAUGGGUUUCAAUAUGCUAACAGAUAUCCAACUGCCCCUCCACUUGCAGGCUAUCAAGCACCUAUCCUUGGUCAACCAGGAGCAGCACCGGGUGGCCCUCCUCAUGUUGUGACUGUGAUGAAGAUAGGACAGUGGGGUCCAUUUCCUAUGCAAAUUGUGUGUCCUCAAUGUCAAGCACGUGUUAUGACUGAAACAACAGCUAGUCCAGGUCUUCUUACUUGGCUGUUGUCCGGAGCUUUAGUUUUUGUUGGUUGUUGGUUGGGCUGCUGUCUUAUCCCAUGCUGCAUUCCAGAAUGCCAAGAUAUCGAGCAUAACUGCCCUAACUGUAAGGCCCACCUCGGAACAUUUCGUCGCAUCUGAACAAAACUCCAGUUUGAUCUGAUAAAAAAAAAUAUUUUGUGUUUUAUUUUUAAAGCUGUGAAAAAAAUAUGUUAUCUUUAGAAUUACAAUUAUUGUUAGUCGAUGAAAAUUUUAUUUAAUCUCUAUUAAUCACUGUCGGAAAAAUACUUUUUGUUUAAUUUUUGAUUCAGUCAGAGGAAGAACUGCAAAAAGAUAUUUUUCCACUUUUCUACUGCAUUCCAAACCUACUGUCAAAUGAUUUUAUUUAUAUAUAUCUAUCAAAAAAGCAGCCACUCUUUUUUAUUAAUGGCCGUUUGUGAGUUUUGACAUAUAUUUUAUGAAUCGAAAUGUAUCUAAUACACAAUUAGGAGCUUUUAUGUUUUACCUUGAUACAAUUUUAUGUGUAUAUAUGGAUUGGAUGGAUGGUUUUCAAGUGUUAUAAAUAAAUAUAUAUCUCCAGUA
Molecule: messenger RNA, 1079 nt
Organism: Parasteatoda tepidariorum (common house spider)
Lineage: Eukaryota; Metazoa; Arthropoda; Arachnida; Araneae; Theridiidae
Product: LITAF domain-containing protein
Molecular function (GO): zinc ion binding
Source: RefSeq, a predicted model, not a curated record